AACAUUGCGUCUCCUGCAGAAGUCGCUGGGCCGAGGAGAAGCGCAGGGGACUCGCGGCUGGAGGCAUCGCGGGCUGUGGGGUCGCCACUGACACAAGGAAGGAGCUGCCACAUUUCCUGGCUACGUGGAGAUCCGCAGGUUUUUUUCUCCCCUCCAAAGGUGUUCGCCUCCCGACCCACCGCCCACCACGGCCCUCACCUGUGUGUUGCGGUGCUUCCCUUGUGAGCCGACCUGGGCUGGCAGUCCGUUCUUGCACCGCCCGCCAACCCCGCCCAUGGUCAGAAUGACGCGCUCCAAGACCUUCCAGGCGUACCUGCCCAGCUGCCAUCGGACCUACAGCUGCAUCCACUGCCGAGCUCACCUGGCCAACCACGACGAGCUCAUAUCCAAGUCAUUCCAGGGCAGCCAGGGCAGAGCCUACCUGUUUAACUCAGUGGUGAACGUCGGGUGCGGCCCUGCAGAGGAGAGAGUGUUGCUCACAGGCCUGCACGCUGUAGCAGAUAUCUACUGUGAGAACUGCAAGACGACCCUGGGCUGGAAAUACGAACAUGCUUUUGAGAGCAGUCAGAAGUACAAAGAGGGCAAGUUCAUCAUUGAGCUGGCCCACAUGAUCAAGGACAACGGCUGGGACUGAGGGACAAGCACCCGGGACAUGACUGACCGCGACAGUGGAGGGGGGGUACAAAUGGAUAGAGGCGGGGGAACCGGGGGGGAACGUGUGUGGUGGGUGAGUGUGUGACUUUGGUUUGGCUGAUUUACCAUUAACCUUUGUAACUCUCUGCCAAUCCCUCCCUACCAUGGCUCUUGAUACACACACACACGCACACACACACACAUGCAUGCACGCACGCACACACGCGCACACACACACACGAUCAAGAUCCCAAACAUCCCAGCUCGACACACUAGGCAGGCUUGUAUGCAGCUAGCAGGACUAGGUGACAGGCCAGCAAUAGUGAUGUCCUUUUUCACUUUUUUUUGUUUGUUUCUGAAACAUGAUUCGAUAACACUUAAAAAGGUGAUAACACUCCUUUCAUAGCUUCUAGGAAACAUUGACAUUGUCUGAAGCGCUCCAUCUUGUCUAACAAUGACGUUAAAGCCAGCUGUUGACAGGUGAUUCAGUGGAAAUUUUCCCGGAAGGAGGGCAGUCGGCACGUCACGGCACAGCGUGGGUUGAUUGGCCUGAAGCGCUGACGGACAUUCACUCUGUCCGCAGCAUGAAUGAGACCAGCUCAAAUCCAGCUGAUCGGGGCCGUGCCAGCUGGGCCAGUGAUGAGGCCUGGUGCUGAGGCCUGGCACCGAGGCCUGAGCACAUGGGCGUGGGGAGGGGGGGGGGCUCACUCAGCUCAGUAUGGUGGUGAGGAGAAGAUCCUGAUCCAGUUAUUCAGAGUCUUUAUGGCAUUCUGGCCGGGAUCCACUCCGCGUCUUGCUAGUGAUGCAGUUGAUGACGAGCAGAGUGAGCCCACGGCUCGUCCUAAAAACCUCGCAGGAAUUUGCUCUCGCAGCAGCAGCAGCAGCAGAGCAGCUCCCCCUGGGGUUUAUUCUUCGUUCGAUUCGUAGCGUCAUGUAAAGUGAUCUCGUCAUCCCUCCUCUGUAUGUCUGGAGCCGGCGGAAUCGCUGCGUCCACCUUUGUUUCUUUGUCACAUAGAAUUAUACAACUUGUCUCAGGUGAGCGACUUUCGCUGGGAUUCCCAAAGGUUUCUGUUGUGGGUCAAUGACCAUCGAUGACGAGACUCCAUCAGCUAGUGGGGGGGUGG
Messenger RNA from Pleuronectes platessa (European plaice), 1757 nucleotides. RefSeq names its product protein yippee-like 2. The transcript is spliced from 5 exons. The record is from RefSeq and is a predicted model, not a curated record. Lineage: Eukaryota; Metazoa; Chordata; Actinopteri; Pleuronectiformes; Pleuronectidae. Bases 275 to 634 code for a protein of 119 amino acids.